UCACAGUGAAUAAUAAACAACCUUAUCCCUGUAAUAUCUGUUUAACAGUUUUCUAAACCCAGAGAGAGAUCUACACAGCUCGUGACAAAGCAAAGAAUCCACACAAAAACUCCACAAACUCCCAAAACGAUUCGUGUCCUCUUCCUCCCACCGAAUGCGGACCCCCUCCAACCCACCCAACAUAAAAUCCAACCCCCCCAAAAAAUUCUCACCUCACGUGAAUUCAUUUCAAUCCCCAUGUUCACUUGCAACUCUCCUCACAAACUUAAUUAAAAACCAUACAACUUAUUAUUACACAAACUCACCAUUUUGAUCUUCUCUUUUCCCUUUCAUUAAUUCCCUUCUUCUAUCAUGGGUUGCAGCAAUAGCAGCAGCAGCAGCAGUAGUAGGAAUGUUGUUUCAAUUUUUGUUUUACUAGCAUUUCUUAUGCUCCGAUACUUCUCGGGGUCGGCAGCGGCGGUGGCGGUAGGCCUGCGGAGGCGGCCUCGACCGUCGCGGGGUGUCCCGACCGACCAACCGUCGGCCUGCGACGUGUUCUCGGGAAGUUGGGUCCGCGACGACUCGUACCCGCUUUACCAGUCGCUGAGCUGCCCCGUCGUCGACGCCGAGUUCAAUUGCCAGCUCUACGGCCGGCCCGACACCGACUACCUCCGGUACCGCUGGAGGCCCGCCAACUGCGAGCUCCCCAGGUUCGAUGGGGUGGAUUUGUUGACAAGGAUGAGGGGGAAGACGAUAAUGUUCGUCGGCGACUCGCUCGGACGGAAUCAAUGGGAGUCGCUGGUCUGCAUGAUCCACUCCGCCGUCCCACAAUCGCCUACGCAAAUGAUCGGCGGAGAUCCUCUCUCCACUUUCAAGUUCUUGGAGUACGGAGUGUCGGUCUCAUUCUAUCGAGCACCGUAUCUUGUCAACAUAGAUGUGGUUCAAGGGAAGAGGAUACUUCAGCUCGAUGACAUAUCUCUAAAUGGCGGCGCGUGGAGAGAGACAGAUGUGCUGAUUUUUAACUCAGGCCACUGGUGGACCCACAAAGGAGCUCUUCAAGGGUGGGAUUAUAUGGGGGAUGGGGGUGCAUACUACAUGGACAUGGACAGGUUAAUAGCUUUCCAGAAAGGGAUGAGCACAUGGGCUAACUGGGUGGACCUCAACAUUGAUAGGACCAGGACCAGAGUCUUUUUUCAAUCCACCUCUCCCACUCAUUACAACCCGGCAGAGUGGGACAAUCCGGUAUCGAAGAACUGCUACGGCGAGACGGCGCCCAUGGCCAGGCUGAACAAUACGGCUGCGUCAGACACUGACCAGAACCGAAUUCUGCGGGCCGUGAUCGGUUCGAUGAGCACUCCGGCCCACUUUCUCGACAUCACCGCACUCUCUGAGCUGCGCAAGGACGGCCACCCGUCCAUCUACAGCGGUGAUCUCACCCCCGAGCAGCGCGUGAACCCCGACCGCUCCGCCGACUGCAGCCACUGGUGCCUCCCCGGCCUCCCGGAUACCUGGAACCAGCUUUUCUACACUGCACUCUUCUACAUCUAAACAAAAAUAACUUCUAUUUUUAAUCCAAGUAGAAACAAUUCAUUUUACAAUGCACAAUUGGUUUUAUGAGCAAUUUGAUCA
This is a messenger RNA of Ananas comosus (pineapple), 1608 nucleotides long. Its product is annotated as protein PMR5. Gene Ontology annotation, cellular component: Golgi apparatus. The record is from RefSeq and is a predicted model, not a curated record. The transcript is spliced from 5 exons. The coding region runs from base 352 to 1527 and encodes 391 amino acids. Lineage: Eukaryota; Viridiplantae; Streptophyta; Magnoliopsida; Poales; Bromeliaceae. Gene Ontology annotation, molecular function: O-acetyltransferase activity.